AUGGCAUUAAAAUGCGGAAUAGUUGGCUUGCCCAACGUAGGAAAAUCUACUUUAUUUAAUUGUUUGUCAAAUGCGAAAGCUCAAUCAGCAAACUUUCCUUUUUGUACAAUAGAACCUAACUUAGGAACUAUUUCUGUACCAGAUAAUCGCCUUACUGAGCUAGAGAAAUUAGUCAAUCCUGAAAGGGUUAUGCCUACUACAAUAGAAAUAGUAGACAUUGCCGGGUUAGUUAAAGGAGCAAGUAAAGGAGAGGGGUUAGGGAAUCAAUUUUUGGCUAACAUUAGAGAAACAGAUGCUAUUAUUCACGUAUUAAGGUGUUUUGAUGACGAUAACAUUGUGCAUGUAGAUGGAAACGUAGACCCAGUGAGGGAUAAGGAAGUAAUUGAUAUAGAAUUACAAUUGAAAGAUCUUGAGGCAGUAGAAAAUAAGAUAAAAACAAUUUCACGUGCUGCAGGAACAGGGGAUAAAAAAGCAGUUAGGCAAAAUGAAAUUUUGACUGAGAUGAAGAGUAAAUUGGAAGCGGGUAAAUCGGCAAGAGAGGUCAUUGUAGAAGCUGAAGAUGAGGUGAAAUUUGUAAAAGAAUUACAAUUGCUAACGACCAAACCAGUACUUUAUUUAUGUAACGUAGAUGAAGGUUCGGUUUCUACAGGAAAUAAAUAUGUUGAACAAGUAAAGGAAGCAGUAAAAGCAGAAAACGCGGAAGUUCUUUUCUUAGGUGCAGCUAUAGAAGCUGACAUUAAUGAAUUAGAAUCGUAUGAAGAUCGCCAAGAGUUUUUGACAGACAUGGGAUUGGAGGAACCUGGAGUGAAUAAAUUAAUCACGAGUGCUUAUAAAUUAUUAAACUUGAGUACAUACUUCACCGCUGGAGUUAAGGAGGUAAGAGCUUGGACUAUUACUGCUGGAAUGACUGCUCCCCAAGCAGCUGGAGUUAUUCAUACUGAUUUUGAAAAAGGAUUCAUCCGAGCGGAAGUAAUUAAAUAUGACAAUUUCAUAGAAUAUGGUUCUGAAUCUAAAGUAAAAGAAGCCGGUAAAAUGGGGGUGGAAGGAAAAGAUUAUGUGGUGGAAGAUGGAGAUAUUAUGCAUUUUAGAUUUAAUGUUUAA
Molecule: messenger RNA, 1101 nt
Organism: Penaeus vannamei (Pacific white shrimp)
Lineage: Eukaryota; Metazoa; Arthropoda; Malacostraca; Decapoda; Penaeidae
Source: RefSeq, a predicted model, not a curated record